UUAUAGGCAUUGACAGGAAGUACCAGACUUGAAUUUCCCAUUGACAACAUUUUCCUGUGCGUGAAAUUCCUGAAGUUUGUGUCCCCAUUGUUUGUUUGUUAGGACCAAGAAAGGAUGGAUAUUUGGCAAAAUAAUAAUAGCCGAAAAAACAAGAGCCGCCAGGACACCGUGUAAGUGCAGGCUGAGACAAGUGAGACCCGAACGGCUUUGGUGGUGGACAUCAUUUUCGCUUCUUUUGCCUGGUUGAGGCAAAGGCAGAGGGAGUGAAACUCCUGAUGUAAAGGAAGGGAAGGUACGGGGGAAGAUAACUAGGAGGAGUUGAGGACGGAGCCGAGCUAACUAGCUGUUAUGUGGCAAAACUCUCAACUACUUCUCCGACAGAGAGAGCAGAAGAGCUGUGUUUUUAUUUGAGAGAAAGUGCCCUGUAGAAGAUGGAGGGAGAGAAGGAGCAACAGCGGGAAGAGAAAGAGAGUAACGAGGCAGAAGACGACAGGAGGAGUGAUGAAGAGGCUGACAAUGACGAGGAGGAGGAUGAAGAUUCGGAGGGCGCGGCGCUGAUUUGGCAGGAGGGCUACGGCGAGGACAGUCUGGGCCUUCCCAUCAUGCACUGGGAGGCGCUAAGCCUGCGCAUCGCCGAGCUGGAGAAACAGGAAGAGGAGAAUAAGGAGAAGAGGGCAAAGAGCGGAGUUUCUCUGGAGCGAGGCAGAGCUCCAGUGAGCUGGGCGGAGGACCGAGGGAGGAGAGCCGAGAGCUGGGAGGACGGAGACGACGCCUGCAACAGCCACGUUCUGGCACUCACCUCCCGCCUGCAGACCCAGAUGAAUCUUCAGCUCUGCUUCAUCAACGACAGUGAAAGUGAAGAGGAGGAGGACGAGAAGCAGGGAGAGACCAGUCAGAAGGAAAGCAGCACCACACGGAGAGGGAGCGUUCAGGUCCAUAAGAACCCUCCGCCUGCUGCCAAGCCGGAGAAACCCAAAUCAAGAGGCUUCCGGAACACUCUGAGGAACCUCAGAGACCGGCUGAGAACAGACCACAAAACACUGGCUGCAGCUCGUAGUGACCCUGUAGUCCAGAGACGACACGUGGAGCGCAGUGAUUUACAAAACUUCAGCAUUAAGGACCUGAAAGCUCUCUGCACGUCUCUCAGCCAGACCAUCCAAGACCUGAGCUCAGACCUGGUGGGCCGCCUGCAGGUGCGAGACCAGCUGAGGACGGAGCAGGACGCCAUGCUGCUGGAGGUUCAGGAUCUGACAUCGCUGUGAGUCUGAAGUUCAGCCGUGGAGCCUGUGGCUCUGUCCCACAAAACAUUUGAACAAGUGUCAAGUCUGUGAACAUUGUCGUAAGUCAGACAGUGCCACAGUGGCCUCCACAAACAUCUCAGUCAGUCCCUCUUGCAGUCGGGGCUGACCAGCCAAUCACUGUGAAGACUGUCCCUCCCUGGAAAGGACCUUGACAUUCAAGUGCUUAGUAUUUUUCAAUGUUAUUGUCUAUGUUGUGUAUUUAUAAGGGAAAUGUUGUCUCACUAAAGGACAGUGUCCACCAGCAGUGGUGUAAAACUCGACAGGAUGUCGGAACCAUACAGUACGGGCAACAACUGAAACUGAUUUGGACACAACACCCAGUGGAUGUUGGCCUUAAAGGAACACACCAGGGUUUCCCCUAUUUGUAUUGCAGGCUUGGUGGCCCACCUGGCCAAAGUUGCCUCCCCCGACCAGGCCUAAACCACUGGGAAUAAUUUUGUAAUGUGUUUUAAAGACCUUUUUUGAACUAGUUAAAGUAGGGCAGUUCGGUUGGAAAAUCUCCAGUAAACUUUAGUGCGUUACUUUUUGAUAUUGAUAAACUUCUGUUAAAUUAAAGCCAUUGCCAAAUCAUUUGCUACAAAGCUAAUUAACACUAUCCGCUCCACACAACUCUCUCUGUAUUUCUCAGUAUGGCUAUGUUCAGAAGAUUGUCGCCCGGUGACAUUCUCACGCAGAAACUUGAGUGAAGAUACCUCUUCUGAAGAGUCCAUCAUGUUUAACUAAUCCUCCGUGUCCUCCUUUGUUACUAGCAACUGCGUGGAGGGGGGGGGGGGCACAAUCUCCAGAGGCUUGCGUCAUAUGGAUGCACAGACAGUGUUGUCAUUACUUAGAAUUCCUCAUUGGGGAGACAAAAACUACGCACUGUAGCUUUUAGCACUAACCUAAUGCAGGGCCCUGUGGUAUCUGUCUUUUAGCUUUUUGAAAUUCUCAAUUCCGCGAUUCUGUCCAUGAUUCUGUUAUCACAGAAACUGUUGGGCUCUACAUUAAUGCUGCCAUCAGCCUGUGACUGGCCCCUGGCCAAACACACUUGCCAUCAGGCUUAACACCUUUUCUGGUGAAAACCCUGCAUGCUGCCUUCUUUUGGGGAAAUAUGCUUGUUUCUCUACUUGCUCUGAGUCAGACGAGAGGAUAAGUACCCAUUUAAACUCCUGCGUGUCCACAGCAGUUUAAGGUCCGGGUGUUAGAAUAAUUUCCUUAUCAAGAAUAGACAGAGACCACUGAAGUUAUAUCAAAGUUCAUUUUUACUUGAAAACACAAGGAGACAGUUUCCACACUACAGAACAGUACAGAAAAUACCUAACUGGAAGCUCUCUACGGCUGCUUAUUUAUACAAAGUGAAUGUUGAUACAAAGUCAUAACAAAGUCUAUGUCAGUUUAUCUCAUUGGGUCUGGGAAUCUCCUCUGUCGGCUCUGCCCCCAGAAACAUCCGGUGCCUUUCACAAGGUCAGACGAUGGCUCAAUGGUUAUCCUGUUUAAAGUGAUCAGUAUAAUAUGGUAUUAUUAUGCAAACAGUUUUAAUAAUAAUCAGAGAACAAGUAUGUUUCAUAAUUUUUCUAACACUGAGUCAUGUUAAAUUCAACUUUGCAGCAAGACUGGAAGACUUACAGUGUUUAGUUCCCACCUUUACACACCACCCUGAAAGCCGUUACACGGUCCAAAACUCCAAUGGGAAAAAAAGGGAAAAGAAUUAUUUUAAUAAAUUUUGCACAUGAAAAAUGUCUGAAUUGUAAACUUCUACAUUUAAUUUAGUUUUUGUAUAUCUGGUCAGUAAUGGAAUCUCUCAGCCAAACUGGAUGAGAGGAUGGUGAGUUUGAGUUUGGAUCAUCAUGUUUUUGUUUGUUUACUUGCCACUCAAUGGCAUUUUCCUGUUACCGUCACUUACAUUUAAAGAGCCCUUAUUAUGCUUUUUUCACGUCUUUUAGUGUGUUAGUUUUUUUGUGUACAGUGUAUAAUUGAUGUAUAAACACAUUUCACUCCAAAUGGAGCUUUCUCUACCACAGACAGCACCUUUUUUCUCAACUUCGUGAAACGUCUCGCCCACAUUCCUGUUUAAAAUUCCUCAAUUAGUGAAUUUACAGAUUGAGAAAGCCAGCCCAGUUUUUCAUAUGUGCUGCCCAUUGGUGCUGCCUGAGCAAGCACUGCGCACCCAGUGGCUUGGUUGUAUUUGAUUGACCAAGCAGAACAGAGUGGGCCAGCUGACCAAUCAGAGCAGAAGGUGGGCCAAGAGCUCAGACGCUCAGACGGGGCUGCAGCAAUGGGCAGUAUGAGAAACCUAUGUUUGUUUAUCAUCAAACCAUGUGAACCUAUUCUAGUAGACCCCGAGUACAAAUAUGACGCUGAAAACAAGCAUAAAAGGGGCUCUUUAACCAUCAGGUUAUUUGUCGUUGCAGUGACCUGAAUCUCCAUCGUAAGCGUCAUUUCCCGCUUCCCAAUCAUUUCAAUUGGAACAGCCGCUCAAUACAUUCUGGUAGCGUUUUGGAAGCGCCGACUUUGGAGAAGCGGGGCGUCUAGUCGCCUGCUCGUCAUUUGCAUAAAGUUGAAUCCAGCCAAACCGCAUGGCCUAUUCCUGGCAUGAAACGUUUUCAGUAACACAUUUCGGUGAACUUUUUU
Molecule: messenger RNA, 3911 nt
Organism: Etheostoma spectabile (orangethroat darter)
Lineage: Eukaryota; Metazoa; Chordata; Actinopteri; Perciformes; Percidae
Product: schwannomin-interacting protein 1
Exons: 7
Coding region: 432-1262 (276 amino acids)
Biological process (GO): positive regulation of hippo signaling
Cellular component (GO): cell junction; plasma membrane
Source: RefSeq, a predicted model, not a curated record